This is a messenger RNA of Coregonus clupeaformis (lake whitefish), 2121 nucleotides long. Its product is annotated as protein mono-ADP-ribosyltransferase PARP12-like. The record is from RefSeq and is a predicted model, not a curated record. Bases 50 to 2071 code for a protein of 673 amino acids. Gene Ontology annotation, molecular function: NAD+ poly-ADP-ribosyltransferase activity; metal ion binding. NCBI's taxonomy places the organism in Eukaryota, Metazoa, Chordata, Actinopteri, Salmoniformes, Salmonidae. The transcript has 12 exons.
UCGUUUCUCCAGAAGUAGAAAGGACGACUUACCAAUUUAGGGUGAGGUGAUGAGCAUAAAAAUACCAGGUGCCUACCAUAACAAGAUGUCGUCUGUAGUGUCUCAAUAUAUUACAACAAUUAUCUGUGGAAAUCAAGGAUGUUUGGAAUUCAAGCAGCUUGACCAGAUCGUUGGUCAAAAGUUCCCUGUUGCAGAUGAGGUUCUACUUGAAAUACUUCGUGACAGCGGAAAAUAUGCCAUCAGUGAAGGCAAAGAAAAGGCUUCGGGUCGUGUUAUGAGCCAGGACAGUGUUAUUGUUGCUAAGACUUCACUACGAGUCUGUCAAAGCUCACCUAGAGAGUGUCUCCAGUGCGACAACUUACACUUGUGCAAACACUUUGUAUGCGGUAACUGCAAGUACGGGAACAAGUGCAAAAAGGCCCACAGUCUAGAUUCCCCACAAAACACAGCUGUUAUAAGUAAGGUGGGUCACCAUGACCUGGGUGAGGCAGAGAUGUUCCAACUCCUGCUGCAGAAUGACCCCUACUUGAUGCCUGAGAUCUGCUUCCAUUACAACAAGGGCUUUGGUGAGCAUGGCACCUGCAAGUUUAAAACCAGCUGCACAAGCCUCCACCUCUGCCUGCACUUCCUCCAGGGUGACUGUAGGUUUGGUGCUGGUUGUAAGAGGGCCCACACGUUCGACACCCCCGCAAUGAAGAUUCUAAACAGCAGAGGAUUCAGCCUAGAGAACAUCAAGAUCCUCCACGUUAUCUUCAAGAAUAAGUUCAUCAUCAUGACUCACAAAGAAAAUCCAGCUGUACCACCCUUCCUUACUCCAGUCAUGAAGCCAGUUGGGAAACAACGUUCUCGUCAGCCCUCCUCCAGCUCCACCAGUGAGACUGACAGGAAUGAAAUCUGCCUCUUCUUCAUCCGCGGUCACUGCAGCUUCAAAGAGACAUGUGUCCGUGUCCACUACCAUCUGCCUUACAAAUGGCAGAUCUUAGAGGGACAUGGAGUGACUUGGAGAGACCUGGCCAAUGUAGAGGAGAUUGAGAAGGCCUACUGUAACCCAGGAAAUGACACAAGUGGAGGAAGUGAGCCUGUGAACUUCCUCACCAUGACAUGUGGAAGCCGUCCAGUUCGUCGUCUGUCCACUGUGUCAUCCGUAACCAAACCCCCUAACUUCAUCCUUACCACAGAGUGGCUGUGGCACUGGAGAGAUGAUCGUGGCCAGUGGAUAGAGUAUGGCCAUGAGGAUGAUGAUGGGAAUGUGGCCUCUGUCACUUCCCAGACUCUGGAGAAUUCUUACCAAACUGACUCUGACAGCAAGAUUCUAUUUGAAGAUCGGGGGUACAUUCUCAAUCUCAAAGAGAUGCAUCAGCAGAAUAUUAGAUUUACAACCAAAAUAGCAAUUUGUAGAAGGCCCCGUUUUCUCUCUGAGGAAGAGCUGAAGGCCAAGCUGAAGAGUGAGUCUAAGGAGAGCUCCAGCUCCUCUGUGACUGUCCCUCCACACUGGGACAAGGGAGUCUUGUCUGACUCCACAGACUACAAGCUGGUUCCACUCUCAAGCCAGAUAGAAGAGUACCAAAAGAUGGAGAAGCUGUUCAAACAUACCAUGGCCAGCAGCACCAUCCACAGCAUCAAACGGAUCCAGAACCCCUCACUCUGGAAGGUCUUCCAGUGGCAGAAGGAACAGAUGAUGAAGAAGAAUGGAGGGAAACCGGUUUACGAGAGAAACUUGUUUCACGGCACAGAUGAGUCUAUCAUAGAUGCCAUCUGUGAACAGAACUUUGACUGGAGGACCUGCGGUGUCAAUGGAACACCUUAUGGUCAAGGGAGCUACUUUGCUAGAGAUGCCUCAUUCUCCAACAACUACAUCAAGUCUCAGAGCAGGAGCCAGAAGAUCAUGUUUGUGGCUCUGGUCUUGGUUGGAGAGUUCACCAAGGGACAUGACAAUUACCGUCGUCCCCCUCAGAAAGGCACCAGCAUGGUCCUCUACGACAGCUGUGUCGACUCACAACACAACCCAUCCAUUUUUGUUGUGUUUGAGAAACAUCAGAUUUAUCCUGAAUUCCUAAUUGAGUACUCCUAAAAUCCACAGGGGUCCAUACCAAUGUCUUGCACUGAAGACAACAGAUAUUU